GCUCCCAUUGGUCGCCUCGGGCGACAAGAGAGGUCAUUUGAUUAGGUACCGGCGCCUGUUUCGACUAUUUCGAGGCAUCCAUUUGAGGUGGGGCGCUUGCGUAUUUGUUUCCGUGGACGCCAUUUGUUUAUUUGUUUGUUUAAGAUAAGGCCACGCCCGGCGGUGUGACUUUUAGCGCGAAGGCCACUAUUUGAGGAAGGGCGUCAAUAACAGGAACCUACACGAACCAAUUCAACGGAAAUGUAACUGUCGGAAACUCAUUUGUAUCCCCUGAGCACCGGCAAGGUCGGGGAAAUAAAAUCAUCCAUUUAUGUCAGGUGCGGCAUUUAAUUUUUUCUCCCCCGACAAUUGCAGCGCGGCCCCCGUUUGACGAUACGCUUCAAAUAUAUGAAAAUAAAGGUGAUUUGAAAUCCUGUUCAAAAUCGACGGCAAUCGCUUGAGGUGCGGCAUCCAUUUUAGGAGAGGCAAAUACGUACUGAUUGAUUGUAUAUUAUAUCUCGAUUAUGAUUCUAUAUUACGAGCAUGUGUCUUUUGAAUGUUUUGUUGGCUUUUUCUAACAAUUCCUCUGAAACUCGAUUGGGUUCUGACAGUCGCACGGGGGGCCUGGCGUAGCCCGUGCGCCUUCUGUUGCCCACCCCCCGCCGGGACACGAGUCCAACACGUCGCGGAGCCUCUGAGGCAUCUUUCUGUGUGUGCGUGCGCAUUUUGUGCGUGUCGCGCACCCUCCUCCCACCCACUCACCCUCGCCCGAGUCGACGUGGACCCACGCACGCACGCACGCACGCACGCACAGACGUACCCGCGGCGAGCACGCUUCCCAAAAUGUCGGUCGAGAGGAUAUUUGACGAGCUCGGACAUUUCAAGAGGUUUCAGGCCUGCGUGUACUUUGCGGCCGUCUUCCAGGCCACGGCCUGCGGGAUCCACUACCUGGCUUCCGUCUUCCUGGUGGAGACGCCCGACUUCGUCUGCGGCGCUCCCGCCAACGUCACGGACGUGUUGUUCGGCAACCUGAGCGGGACCAGCGUGGAGGACUUUCUGCCCCUCUUCAAAGCAGAAACGGGCCCCCUGGUGGUCAGGACCACCGGCGGGGAGCAGUGGGAGCUGAGCCGCUGCCGGCGGGCGCUGCGGAUUCGUCCCGGAGACUUUGCGUACGCCUUUGACGGAAAUAAAUCGGUGGAAGCGUGCGUGGGGGGCUUUGUUUACGAUCGCAGCGAAGUGUACCAGAGCAUCGUGACCGACUGGGACCUGGUGUGCGACCGAGCCUGGCUGGCGAAGCUGUGCCAGCCCACCUUCAUGUUGGGGGUGCUGGUGGGGGCGCUUGUGUUUGGGGACUUGGCUGACAGGGUUGGCAGAGUGAAGAUCCUAAUGUUCGCCAGCCUGUGCCAAUUUGGGAUCGGCGUGUGUGUGGCCUUCUCCGCCAACUACUACUACUUUGUGGCCUUCCGCUUCCUCCUGGCCAUGGCAUCCAGCGGCUAUCUGGUGGUGGUUUUCGUGUACGUGACGGAGUUCACGGGCAUCGAGGUGCGCACGUGGACCUCCAUGCACGUGCACGCCGCCUUCGCCGUGGGCGUCAUGGUGGUGGCGCUGACCGGCUACCUGGUGCGCGUGUGGUGGAUCUACCAGAUCGUCCUGUCGCUGUGCACCUCGCCCUUCUUGCUCUUCUGCUGGAAGUUCCCCGAGACGCCCUUCUACCUCAUCGCCAAGGGCAAGUACGAGCAGGCGCAAGCCCUGCUGGACGCCAUGGCCCGCGUCAACGGUUCGGAGCGCCGGCUGAAGGUGGAGGAGCUGCUGGAGUCGGAGGAGCAGAACGGCGCGGAGCUGCUGGAGAAGGAGGAGCGCGAGGAGGCGCUCGACAAGGCGCCGCAGAGGAAGCUGUCCAUCCUGGACUUGUUCGGCAGCUGGCGGAUGGCGGGGCGCACGUGCACCGUGUGGGCCAUCUGGUUCAUCGGCAGCCUGGGCUACUACGUCUUCUCGCUGGGCUCCGUCAACCUGGGGGGCAACCAGUACGUCAACCUCUUCCUGGUCGGUGCGGUGGAGCUUCCCUCUUAUCUGGUCGGCUGCUUCGCCAUGGACCGCAUCGGGCGCAAGAAGACGUGCGCCCCGGCCCUGCUGCUGGCGGGGGUCGCCUGCGCGCUCAUCAUAGUGGUCCCCGCCGACAUCGAGGCGCUGGCCAUCGCUCUGAGCAUGAUCGGAAAGUUCGCCGUCGCCAUCGCCUUCGGUCUCAUCUAUUUGUACACUUGCGAGCUUUACCCCACCAUCAUCAGGUCUCUGGCGGUGGGCAGCGGCAGCAUGAUGUGCCGCGUCGGCAGCGUGGUGGCGCCGUUCUGCGUGUACCUGGCCGACGUCUGGAUCUACCUGCCUCAGCUCAUCGUGGGCGUCCUGGCUUUCGCCAUCGGCAUCCUGACCUUGAUGCUGCCCGAGACGCUGGGCAGGCCGCUGACCUCCACCCUGGAGGAGGCCGAGGCUCUGGGACGAAGCCCCGCCGAGAAGAGGAAAAGUGCGGCGGACGGGCUGGAGAUGAGCCGGCGCGUGUGAGGGGGCAAAAAAAACCCAAAAACAAACAAAGACAAAAAAAGCACACUUUUUAGUGACCCAUUUGUUGUUGACGUUUGGUGACCGAAAAUCACGGGACACAACAUUAGGUACAGCUCGCACAAUACAAUUUGAUUACAAAAACAAACGUCAUUGUAAUGGAAGAUGAAACUUCAAAUGAAAAUAAGACUGUUUCAUGGGUCAAAAUGUAACCAAGUGUGUGUAUACUGUUUUAUUGUUAGGGGCUGAUGGUCACAGCUGCAAGAAACCAACAACAAUCCAAAAGAAAACCCAUAAGUACAGAGAAAAAGCAACAAUAAACCAAAAUGUAACUGCAUCGUGCAGAUGAUGUUCCUCACAUGCAUGCAAAUCCACUUUUACGUGGAUCAUUUUGGAACAAAUUUGCAGAUUUUGUGCUCAGGCCGAAGCCCGUCCUAAUUUAAAAGGAGUGCUUUGGUGCCGCCGAGAUUGAAGUUACUGUCACGUGAGCCAAAGCCCUGUCCAAUCGAAAGGUAGUACUUUGCCACCACCCUGUGGCUGUUAUAGGCAAUUGCAAGCACUUACCAGCAGAUUUUCACCAUUUGUGACACGCGUCAGCAUUUUUGAGGAAAUGAAUAGAAAUAUGAAGAAUUCAUAGAGAUCAGCAGCCUAUGACCCCUCCACCUCUGAAAGGCGGCGUCUAUGUUCACGCUUGUUUUUUUCUCAGGGUUUGUCCAAUUCCUUUUUGUUUGUUAUUUUUUUGUUUUAUUACUGUCAGGUCAUACUGAGUUCAAACAAAGACAGCAGAAGGAGCGGCACAAUGUCCAUUGAAUUGAAGCAAAAACUGUUGAAUUUCUCUACAUUCUAUUUCCUUAUGUCAUUACUGUAUGUUUUCAUAAAGUACAAUCUGAGCGAGUGCUAUUUUCCAUAUUAAAAACAUUUAGGGUGUAACAGA
Phyllopteryx taeniolatus (common seadragon) is the source of this 3466-nucleotide messenger RNA. It is a transcript of the gene slc22a16, whose product is annotated as solute carrier family 22 member 16. The transcript is spliced from 8 exons. The coding region runs from base 823 to 2535 and encodes 570 amino acids. The record is from RefSeq and is a predicted model, not a curated record. Gene Ontology annotation, biological process: transmembrane transport. Lineage: Eukaryota; Metazoa; Chordata; Actinopteri; Syngnathiformes; Syngnathidae. Gene Ontology annotation, cellular component: membrane.